AUGCCCCCGGCAGAUAUCUCGGAGACCUAUCGGACGACACUAUGGACGUUACGGUCAAGUCUAUUUCGAUCUAAUCUAGAUGACGAUGGGAUACAAUCAGCACUACUGGAUCACGCACUUCUAUAUAGAAGGCAUACGAUUCCAUUAGAGCAUAACACACCGUUUGCGAUCAAGUGGCUACAAUUACCAAUUAAGGUAUGGCACUCGGAUAAUAAGAAGACCGUGGACGACCAGAUCCGUAAGGUUCUAGACGAGAUGGGGUUCAUCUAUACCUUCACGGUCCCAUAUUCCCCGGAGAUGAACGGUCCAGGUGAACGUUCUGGAGGAGUGCUCACGCUUCGAGCUCGAGCGCUUAUUAAAGAAGGCAAGUUGCCGGACAAGCUCUAG
Penicillium longicatenatum is the source of this 387-nucleotide messenger RNA. RefSeq lists its product as uncharacterized. The record is from RefSeq and is a predicted model, not a curated record. Gene Ontology annotation, molecular function: nucleic acid binding. Bases 1 to 387 code for a protein of 128 amino acids. The transcript has 2 exons. Lineage: Eukaryota; Fungi; Ascomycota; Eurotiomycetes; Eurotiales; Aspergillaceae.